AUGCGGCGCGUGGCUCAGGGUGUGAACAAGGAGGAGUGGCGACGAAGAAAAAUCUCGAGUUUUGGGGUGCAAGGAAGGAAGGAGGGGGCAGCAGGGUUGAGUGCAGGUUACGGAGUUGUACAAUUGGGAUGCGAGGGGAAGCUUCCUCACAAUUUCCUAGUCAAAGGAAGGGAGCUUCCUUACAACUUCUUGGUCAAAGAAAGGAAACUUCCUCGUAAGUUCCUAGUCAAAGGAAGAGAACUUCCUCUUAAUGUUGGUGUUAUUUUGGAGCAUCUUGAUGAUAAAGAUGAUUACACGCCUCUGGCUAUGAAAGUGAGGGUUGCGCACUUAAUUCUAAGAAGACGAAGAACUUUUUGCAGCCCAAGUUCGAACAAGUCCCAGGUGGGCUUCGCGACGGGGGCCGGGCUGAGGCUUCGUUCGUGUGAUGUUCACAUUGGGGAUAGGGCUGACGAUCCGGGUAGAUGUAGCCACCGACAUAAGUGGAUGUUGCUAUUAUGUGGUUUGAGAUCUAAAUUCCGGGUAUUCAUAUAUUCGGCGCCUACAACUCUUGGACUGGUUUUCAUUUACUGGACAGCUUAUAGUAUAUAUAGCUAUAAGUAUUAUUUUGUGAAACUGCUGUUUAAAGCUCUUGGAAUUCUAUUGGCCAGCAGGGAGAGUGAAGUGUUUGUUAGUUGCUAUGAGGUUAACAUAAAAGCAUGCAUUCACAGCUUCUUUACCUAA
Molecule: messenger RNA, 720 nt
Organism: Striga asiatica
Lineage: Eukaryota; Viridiplantae; Streptophyta; Magnoliopsida; Lamiales; Orobanchaceae
Source: the annotation of a GenBank genome assembly